CCCUUGAGCCUAAAGAGCUAAUCCUGAGCUUCACUUCCUGUGGAACCCAAAUUCCUUGGACCCCAACGGCUGAGCAGUGCAGACCUGUGGAGGAACCUUCCAGGGCUUUGCAGCUUGUGUCACUGGUGCCAACCAAAAGAGUUACUCUCAGCUGCACCUUGGCUGCCCACAGGGACUCACCAUGCUGGGCUGCAACCCCUGCAGCUGUGUAACCACCGUGGAGGAAAGCAAGUGGUAUGGAGUCCACUCCUACCUGUACCUCUUCUACGAAGACUGCACUGGCAUGGCUCUCAGUGAUGACCCUGAAGGACCCCCAGUCCUGUGUCCCCACCAACUCUGGCCCUCACUGUGCUGGAAGAUCUGCCUGUCCUCAGGGACCCUGCUUCUGCUGCUGGGGAUAGCAGCUCUGACCACUGGCUAUGUGGUGCCCCCCAAGUUGGAGACCGUCAACAAUACUGACUUGCCGCUGCUAGAUGAGCGGGCAGCCAACUACAACAAGGCCCUGAGCACCUGCCGCCUGGCAGGCACAGCACUCUGUGGGGCAGCUGGGAUCCUGCUGACCAUCUGCCUCUUGUGGGCCAUGUCAGGAUGGCUGAACCCAGACGCCAAGGCAGAGCCCUUGGACACUGAAGCUGAUAGCCAUGUGGAGGUCUUCAGGGAUGAGCCAGGGCAGCAGCUGUCCCCCACCUUCUGCAAUACCAGUGGUCAGUCAUGGUUCUUGACCUCCUUUGGGCACUCCUCUGUUCAGAUCAUCCAGCCCAAGAGGGACUCCUGAGUGCUCCUGUGGCAGCUCAAGGAGAGCUGGACCCCUUCUCCUCCCCAGCACACCUCGCCUUCCCAUUGUCUCCCAACUUCUCCCUCUUAGCAGGGCCCCUUCUUCCCAAGCCCCCAGAAGGCCCAGCUCCAGGUCAAGUCUAGAGCUCAGGUCCCCACACCCCUUCCCCAGGCACAGGGCCCCAACUCUUCCUCCAUGACACCCUAGCUCAAGCCCUCCUGCCCCUCCUCCCCAGGGCCCUUUAGGGGCAGAAGACAUUUCCCUCAACCUCUCCCCACUCUCCUCUCUCUGACCUUGGGCCAUCCCCUUGUCCUUCAGACCAUCACUUCCUGCCUCUUUGACUUCAGACCAGAUCCUAAAGUUCUGUGCUCUUCCUACGCUCCCCGGAUAUGAGAGCUGCCCUCCACAAAAGGAGGGCUCUCAUUCCCCAAGACGCCCCCCAAGAUGAUGUGAAAACAUUUGCCCCACACCGUGGUUCCUACCUGCAUUUUGGCACCAGAGCCCCCCCCCCCAGCCCACCCAUCACGGGCAAUGAUCACCCCAUUUGCAGACCAGGAGGCUGAGGCAGGCUGAGAGAGGUGAGUCCAGCGUCAGUCACAGAGCAAGUCCGUGUAUAGGAACUGGAACCCACCUGGGCCAGCUCUGGUUCUGCAGCUGGAGCAGAGCCCCACACCUUCCUGGUUCACAGUAGGGUCUCGGGGGUAAGGACAGGCUUGGCCCAGCCCAUGUGAGCUGGAUGCCUACUGGUCCCAGAUGGCUACUUUAAAUGAUCUCUAAGAGCCAGGGGACAGGAGAAGUGGGAUGUCUUUGCCCUCGCAAAAUCCACCCUUUAGGCAGCCGUGACCAACUGACCGGAUCCCGCUGACAAAGGCGCCCUCCUGGAAGCACAGCCCCUCCCUCUGCCAGGCUCCCCGCCAGAACCGUCAUCUCUUCCUCUGCCACUAGAGGGCGCCCCCAGCCCGCUGAAGAGACGCGCUCCGGGACGCUGCACUCCCUACCCACCUCGGUCGGGCCAGCCUGCGGGCCCAGGGGAGCCCUUGUGCCCCCUCCCCGACCCCGCCUCAUCCAUCAGAUCCCUUUCAAU
Heterocephalus glaber (naked mole-rat) is the source of this 1859-nucleotide messenger RNA. Lineage: Eukaryota; Metazoa; Chordata; Mammalia; Rodentia; Bathyergidae. The record is from RefSeq and is a predicted model, not a curated record.